Phyllotreta striolata is the source of this 3123-nucleotide messenger RNA. NCBI's taxonomy places the organism in Eukaryota, Metazoa, Arthropoda, Insecta, Coleoptera, Chrysomelidae. The record is from the annotation of a GenBank genome assembly.
UAACCCAAGUUUUCAAACCAAAGAUUUUGAAAUAACAUUUUUAUAUUGAUAUGGUUGUGAUAUUUUGUUGUUCAAUCUUUUAAUAAAUUUGUUGGAGGUUCCAAUAAAAUGUUGUCCACUUAUUUAGGAAACAAAUCGUUAGUGUUUUACAAUUAUGUACAUCCUCGAAAAUUUCUAAAUCGUUGGACCUUUAGAAGCAUAUUUAGAGGCAUUGCUACUCAGAACAAAGUCGAAACCCAAUCGGUCUCUGCACCAGAAGAUGAUAAGAAAACUAAGGAAGAAAUAAAUUUAAAAGCCCUAAUUAAUGUUUAUAAUAAAAUUGAUUUUGACAAAAUAUUAACCAUAGAAAGUCCAGCUUUACUUCAAAGAUGCCACACAUUAUUUUACUCUCCUCCCGAAGACAGAAUCAAUAUAUGCCAAAAUAUCUACGAAAAUCUUUUAAAAAACGACGAAAUGCCCCCGGAUACUUAUCUUACAUAUAUUCAAAUAUGCACUGAGAAUAGGAAGUUGUUAGAUUGUAAAAAACUAUUGCAAAGUCUACACUCGGAACCGGACUAUAGAAUGUUUAGAUAUUUAUUAGAAAACGUCUGCGAAUGCGGGGACUUCAGUCAAGCUUUCUUUAUCCUAGAAAGCAUGAAGCAAAAUAAUAUACCAGUCGAUGAAAACAUAUUCAAUAGUUUAGCCCUAGUGCACACCUUAAAAGGAGGAUUGGAAGCGGGAGAGAAAGUUUUAGAUACAAUGAGAUCAGCUCGAAUUUCGGAAACCGUCAAUACAUUCAUGUCUCUUUUGAAAGGUAUCAUCAGGAACAAAAAUUUCAACGAGUUUGUACAAUUCCUGGACAAGUACGAGUUCAUUUUGAACGAUAAUCAACUGCUGGAGGUCUUGAAGGAAUUGGGAAUAAGCCAGCAAAUUGAGUGGCUGCCAAACCUGAAAAGCAAAAUGUUUAAUCUGAUGCCGAGGGAAUUCAUGAUUAACGUGGAGAAUAUUUGCGUGUAUUUGAUUCAUUCGAAACAGUCCGAUUCGGCCGUGAAGUUGUACAGUUAUUUUCAACAGCAACCAGAUGAGAAUUAUGGGUUUUUCAUAUUGGAAGAAAUGAUGCGUUCUAAACAGGAUAUCGACCAAGUGAUACAAACAGCGAAAAACUUCUUAGAAAAUUUCAACAACAAGCUAGUUUUUCAAAACCUAGCGGAAUUUGCGCUGAGGAACAGAUUCUUGGAUGUAUCGUUCGAUAUAUUCAAACAUUUACCCGAAUUGAGGCCCCAUUUUUUCUGGCCACAUUUACUAAACGCAGGGAAUAGUACAGGAGAAGCAGGUGUAUUUGAAACUGUAACAAAAAUCCACGAGCUGGGUGUAAAGUUAGAUUCCGAUACAUUAGAGUAUUACAUUCUCCCGUUUUGCAAUUUAGACGAAAUCCAAAUUCUUGUCGAUAAAUUAAAAAACGUGGGUUUCACGGCCAAAGAAGUCUUGACACCUCUACUGAUAGUUCUAUUAAAAAACGAUAAGGAGCAUACAGCGAGCAAAGCUUGUGGGCUUUAUAACGUUGAUGUUUACGGCGAAAAAUUAUUUCGAAGCAUCGGCACGUCGUGGAAAAAAAGACAUGAUACAGCUGUUGUAAAUAUUCUUCUAAAAAUCUGCGAAAGCGACAAAACUACAGGAAGCGAUAAAGUAGGCGAUUUUCUUACGACAGUAUUGCAGAAAUCUUAUAAAAUGGAAGAAUAUCAGGCAUUUUCUUCGUUGUUGAAGGAGCUGAUCAAACGAAAUAUGAAAAUAGCAAGUGCAACAGCUGAUAAUCUGCGAGAAAUACUUAAUCACAAAUUCAAGGAUAAAGAAUCGAAAGUUUUGACCGAUAUAUUGAAUGCUAUCGAUGAAAUAAUGGAAUUUAAAAUGAAAGUGGACUCGGACUAUAUACCACAUCCGCGCAACAUGGACUUGGAACAACUGGAAAACCAUUUAAUACAAUUGAAAGAAAAAAACAUGCAAACUAGAGGAGUCAUCCGUAGGUUGAUCGUGUGCCACAGUAACGUGGGCAACUACGAGAGAAUCUCCCAAUUGAGACAGGAGUUUCUGGAGGCCGGUUACGAGGAGUCCUUAGGCAUGAAAUCGUCGUUGCUGCACGGCUACGUGAAAUGCGGCAACGCCGAAUUGGCUCUGGAGGUUUACAGGGACAUUAAGGCGUUGGGCGACGAGUUCCGAAUAGAUGAGUAUAAGAUCAUCGAUUUCUGUACGCUUCUGGUGAAAAAUGGCGAUUUAUCGGUAGCAAAGAAACUGUUAGAAGAUAACGGCGAUGUGAUCCUAACGGAUGGUGCAAGUAUACUAAGAAACUGCGUGGAUUUACUGAAUGCUUUCACUGAUGAAAAUGACCAAGCGGAUAUGUUAAAUUGCUUAGUCAAAAAGGGCUACUGCCAAUAUAGCAAUAUAAUGCUUGGACCCUUAAUUAGAAUACAUUUAAAUAACGGCAACUUAGGAAAGGCGACAGAUGUUUUUGUAUACUUUACGGAAACGUACAGAUGCACACCGAUGCAAUUCGAAUUGGUAAAAGAAAUAGCUAAAUGUCAAAAGGACGAAUUGUUGCAAAGGGUGCUUGACAGCUGCUCCAAAAUCCACGGCCCCAAAGCGACCCAAGGAACGCUUAUAGGAGCACUGUGCGAAAAUGGCGAGGAAAAGCUGCUGAGAAAAACUUUGGCUAGCACCACUUUUUUGAUAAGCGAUGAAAUAAACAAGAGAUGCGUGAGGUGGAUAAAACAAAGAAAAACCGAUGCUCUUGUCACUUUGGCCAAAAAUGGGCACAAACUUUCCGAAGACGUUAUCGACAUAAACUUCGUUUAUGAGUGUGUACUGAAAUCCUUCAUGAUGAGUAACGACUGUGAAAGUGCAUUAAGAUUUUAUGAACACUUGAGAGAAAAUGAGGUAAUACUGAAUAAGAAAUUAACUAAUUUGUUAAAGAAAUUGUUUCAGCAAAAUAAUUAUUCUAUGCCAAUUAGUUUGAAAACAUAAAAUUACUCUUACAGACAAGUUGUUUUAAAUAUUGUUUAACCAAUCCUUAAAUUUUUUCCCAAUUUCUUUUUUAGUAUAAUAGUUGUUACAAAUUAAACAAUGUUCAUUAAGGAGCAGCAUUUAUUUUAA